UGUGAGGGGUCGAUUUCUACAGUGCGGCCUCAGCCUGCCUGCCUCCAGGAAGUGGUCAGUCUUCGAAGUGGUUUUCGGUUUGGACUGUUUUUGUUCCUAAACAAAGUGCGAGUCAUUUCCCGUGGCCAUUAAAGUAACUUACGUUAAAGCGAUUUAUCGUUUUGUUGCCAUUCACGUCACUUAUAUUUUAUUAAAAUAUUUAGGAAUCUAUAAGAGAUGGGACCCGGAUAACGAGAAUAUUCUAGAAACACCAAGAGUACGGGGUUUCGAUUGCGGGAAGGGGUGAGCAGAGGCCCGCGGCGGUCAAGGAGCUUAGGGAGGGCUGAAGAAGUACGGACUCGCCGGCCAUUGUGCACAAAGACGGGGAGACGACACUCCAAAUAAUACAUGUUUUGACCUCUGAUUCUGUUCCGGGAGAUUUCUGACCUGUAUCAUCGCCAAGAUAGCUGGACCGGGUAGAAAGCGGCACACCCCAGAACCAGACCCCAGCAGCAGCGGCAGCAGUGACGCCGGGGACGGGCGGCCCGUGAGCGCCAAGCGCCUGAAGAUGGCCAGCAGCAGUGAGUCAGGUCGGCGGAAUGGGGGUCAGCGCAGCGCAGAUGACAGCACCAGCAAGAAGAAGCAGAAGGACAGGGCCAACCAGGAGAGCAGGGAGGCCAAGCGAGCAGCAGCAGGGGCCAAUGCAGAGCACAAGAAAGAUGUGUUUGUGGACUGGAAGCAGAAUGCUAAUGAGGUGAUCGCGAGGCUGCGCUGUGGAGACGGGGUGCAGAGGGUGGAGGACGUCACCACUACCUUCACCGACACAGACUGUCAGGCCCGCUUCCCAGAUGGGCGCCAGUGGGACUGUCAUCUGCAUGAGGAGAUUGAAGGCUCCUGCAGCAAAGUACAGUACAAAGAGAAGAGUGGCUUCCUCCUGCUGGUCAUGCACAAGAAGGUCCCCUUCCACUCCUGGCCUUCCCUUAUGCAAAAUAAAAAGGAGAAGCAGCCUGUGAAAGUGGAGGCCAAGAACGGUAAAGACCAGAAACAGCCGCCUCUGGUAAAGCCUGAGAAGUCGGUCCCGGAGACGGAAGACAUGGCUGAACUGUCCACCCAGACGUCUGCUCCACCGGCACAGUGUGAACAGAGGCGUGGCAAAGCAGAGCGAGGUGUCAAACGCAUCAUGAACUACAAACCAGCCGACAGGCCAGAGUCUGUGGUGAAGGCUGGCGGAGAGGGGCAGACCAAGCCGGUCAGUGUCAGUAAAGGGGACCUGCCUCAGGAGCCCAGUGCCAAGCGCCCCGUCCAUCCCCCCAAGGUCUCCACGGACCCCACCUCAGAGAUGCCCAGGGAUACGCACUCCAAGUCCACAGCCAAUGGGAAACCACACAGCCCCACUGGCCGGGACCUCCAGACAUCUACAGCUGGUGACAAUCGAGCUGAGCUGCUUGGCAAUGGCCAUGAGGGUACAACACCUGAGGUAGCCGUCAGCCACACGCAGCAGGAGUUGAAAGUUCAGACGGAGGACACGAAGGCCCCAGAGUCUGAUUUCAAGGCUGGUGCAGAAGAGGUGAUCAUACCGGCAGCCACUGUGUCCAGUGCUGAGAUCAGUCCCAAGGCUGGAGCCUCCACCAACAGAACAGAGAGGCCAGGGGAGGCCCAGAGGCCAGGGGAGGCCCAGAGGCCAGGGGAGGCCCAGAGGCCAGGGGAGGCCCAGAGGCCAGGGGAGGCCCAGAGGCCAGGGGAGGCCCAGAGGCCAGGGGAGGCCCAGAGGCCAGGGGAGGCCCAGAGGCCAGGGGAGGCCCAGAGGACUGAUUCUGAGACGCGAGUGAGACAGCCUCCGAAUGAGGCUGACCAGGCCACUGAGUCUCUAACACCAACCAAUCGGUCAGGAUCAGGGAAUCCUGUGACUGCAACAGACACCAAGCAGGCUGAGUCCUCCAGCAGCAGCAGCAUUCAGGAGGAGAAGAGGGACCGGUCUAAGGAGGAACCUCUGGAGAUGAAGCAGGAGGAAGCAGUUCCAGAGCCAAUGGUGAACCUGAAGUUGUUGAAGAACGACUCGUACGAGAAAGGGACAGACCUGAUGGUGGUCAACGUGUACAUGAAGGGUAUCGUCAGAGAGACAGCCAGGGUGAUCUUCAGAGAACAGGACUUCACACUCAUCUUCCAGACCAGCGAUGUAAAUUUCUUGCGUCUUCAUGCGGACUGCGGAGCGAACACCGUCUUUAAGUGGCAAGUCAAACUCCGGAACCUCAUCCAGCCUGAGCAGUCCACGUAUGCCUUCACCCCAUCCCGUUUAGACAUCACCCUGAAGAAGAGGCACAGCCAGCGCUGGGGGGGGCUGGAGGCCCCUGCUACACAAGGUGCAGUGGGUGGCGCCAAGGUUGCUGUGCCCUCCGCACCGUCCUCUCAGGCCAGUCAGCCGGGCAGCAGCAAGCACUCCCUCUCUGCCAAGGAGGAGCCGCCCUGGGUGGGGGAGGGGAAAGCCAAGCCCCCUCGGACAGUGGACGGAUGCCUGGACAGUGUGUCAUCCCGCACCGUCUCAGACCAUGUACCAAUCAAACAGGAGCCUGCAGUCACGCCCAAGCCCACCUGUAUGGUCCAGCCCAUGACCCAUGCACCUCCUGCCGGCAGUCAGCGCAGCCAGCGCAGCGUUGAGGAGGAAGAGGAGGAGGAGGAGAAGGUGUGUCUGCCAGGCUUCACAGGCCUGGUCAACCUGGGCAACACAUGCUUUAUGAACAGUGUCAUCCAGUCUCUUUCCAACACCCGGGAACUCAGGGACUACUUUCAUGACCGGGCGUUUGAGAAUGAGAUCAACUGUCAUAACCCGUUGGGGACGGGUGGGCGGCUGGCCAUCGGGUUCGCUGUGCUGCUCCGGGCUUUGUGGAAGGGCACCCACCAUGCUUUUCAGCCCUCUAAGUUAAAGGCGAUCGUGGCCAGUAAGGCCAGUCAGUUUACAGGCUAUGCCCAGCACGAUGCCCAGGAGUUCAUGGCCUUCCUCCUGGAUGGGCUCCACGAGGACCUGAACCGCAUCCAGAACAAGCCCUACACAGAGACCGUGGACUCAGACGGACGGCUGGACGAGGUGGGUGAAAUCAAGGUGGUGGCAGAUGAGGCGUGGCAGAGGCACAAGAUGAGAAACGACUCGUUCAUCGUAGACCUCUUCCAGGGCCAGUACAAAUCCAAGCUCGUCUGCCCAGUGUGCUCCAAGGUUUCCAUAACCUUUGACCCCUUCCUCUACCUUCCCGUGCCCUUGCCCCAGAAGCAGAAGGUCCUCACAGUGUUCUACUUCGCUAAAGAGCCUCACAAGAAACCCAUGAAGUUCCUGGUGAGUGUGAGUAAAGAGAACUCGAGCACAGCCGAGGUCCUGGAGUCCAUCUCUCGGAGUGUGAGGAUCAAGGCAGAGAACCUGAGACUGGCUGAGGUAGUGAAGAGUCGCUUCCAUCGACUCUUCCUCCCAUCCAACUCCCUGGACACGCUCUCCUCCUCGGACAUGCUCUUCUGCUUCGAAGUGCUGUCUAAGGAGCUGGCCAAGGAGAGGGUGGUGGUGCUCCGAGUCCAGCAGAGGCCUCAGGUCCCCAGUAUUCCCAUCUCGAAGUGUGCUGCCUGCCUGAAGCCUCCUCUCUCGGAUGAAGAGAAACUGAAGCGAUGCACCCGCUGCUACCGCGUGGGUUACUGCAACCAGGUUUGCCAGAAAAAACAUUGGUCCAGCCACAAGGUUCUGUGUGGGCCCAACAUAGAGAACGUGGGACUUCCCUUCCUGGUCAGCGUCCCUGAGUCCAGACUCACCUAUGCCCGGCUGUCCCAGCUGCUGGAAGGAUACUCAAGGUAUUCAGUGAACGUGUUCCAGCCUCCCUUCCAGUCUGGCAGGACGUCUCCAGAGGUCACCCAAUGCCUGGCUGACCUUCCCCCUCCAGCAGAGACCCCUGAAAGUGUGGGGCCAGGGGAUAAGGACAGGGGUGGUGGGGCAGGGGACUCGGAGCAGGAGGGCUCCUCUCUGGUACCUGAGGCUCCACUAGAGACAGCCCAGGCCUCAGCACAUCCAGCCGGAGACCCAGACGCCCUCUCCACCCACACCACAGACUCCGGUUUCAUUGAGGCCUCCUAUGACUCCCAGGGAGAGAAGGAGACCUCCUGUGAGAAGGCUGUCAGACCAGAAGGUAAAGCUGCUGUGACCGGCUACCAGCAACCAUCAGAGUCUGCGUCCAGCCACACAUCUCAGUUCUACAUCACCGUCCUCGACUCCAACAGCAAGGAGCAGACACUGGAGGAAAAGGAAGAGGCCGUUCUGGACCUCCCUGAGGACUCCAGCCUGGAGCUGGUGUGGAAGAACAACGAGCGUCUCAAGGAGUACGUCCUGGUUCGGUCCAAGGAGUUGGAAUUUGAAGAGGACCCUGGGUCGGUCAACGAGACAGCCAGGGCCGGACACUUCACCUUGGAGCAGUGCCUCAACCUCUUCACUAGGCCUGAGGUGCUGGCACCAGAGGAGGCAUGGUACUGUCCAAAGUGCCAGCAGCACAGAGAGGCCUCCAAGCAGCUGCUGCUAUGGCGUCUGCCCAACGUCCUCAUCAUCCAGCUGAAACGCUUCUCCUUCCGCAGCUUCAUCUGGAGGGACAAGAUCAACGACAUGGUCGACUUCCCCGUCAGGAACCUGGACCUCAGUAAGUUCUGUAUUGGUCAGAAGGACGACAUGCAGCAGCCGCCCAUCUAUGACCUCUAUGCAGUCAUCAAUCACUACGGGGGCAUGAUCGGAGGUCACUACACUGCCUACGCACGCCUGCCCAGCGCCCAGAACAGCCAGCGCAGUGAUGUUGGCUGGCGUCUGUUUGAUGACAGUACGGUGACGAUGGUGGAGGAGAGCCAGGUGGUGACACGCUAUGCCUAUGUGCUGUUCUACCGCCGCCGCAACUCCCCCGUGGAACGGCCACCUCGCUUCCUGGGGGCCGAGUCCCCCACCUCUGCAGGAGCCAGCGCCAGCCAGGCAUCUCUGAUAUGGCAGGAACUGGAGGAGGAAGAGGAGGGUGUUGAAGAGGGCCCCCGGGGCCUGUUCCGUCCCAGGCUGGGGAGGAGAAGAGCAGCCAGGAGGGAGGAGGGGGUGGAGGGGCAGGUGUGGAGGCUGCUGCGCCAAAGGAUCCCGCAUUAUUCUGAUGACGACUGUGUCCGAUAUUUUGUCCUGGGUACCUUGGCUGCUCUACUAGCGUUGUUAGUGAACCUACUCUACAGAGCCAACUGGGGCUAAGCGGCCAGUAUCACACCCCACACAUACACGCAUGUAUACUAAAGAAAUAAGGCACGAGAGGGUGUGGUAUAUGGCCAAUAUAUCACGGCUAAGGGGUGUUCUUACAGACGACACAACGCGGGGUUCCUGGACACAGCCUUUAGCCGUGGUAUAUUGGCCAUAUACCACAAACCACCGAGGCACUGGUUACUGAAGUAAUUAGAGCAGUAAGAAUACAUGUUUUGUCAUACCUGUGGUAUAUGGUCUGAUAUACCACGGCUGUCAGCCAAUCAGCAUUCAGCGCUCGAGCCAACCAGUUUAUAAAUAGGCUUAUAUACAAAAAAAAUGUAAAGUCUAAUGAAAUAUCCAUGCCAAUACGAAAACAUUUUGUUUUGUAGAUGGCCUAUAAAUCAAUAUGCUGCUGAACACAUUCUAAAUUAUACACUGCAUAUCUGUUAAUCAAGUCCAAUAGCAUCUACUAGUAACUUGGCUCAGCAAGGCUUAGCCUUCUUAUUUACUGCAGUCCAUAACGUAUAUCCCUAUAAGAUACGUUAAAUUCUAGUUCAAACCUACUUCAGCCUUUUAUGUGUCCAUGCCAAGUGUCUGUCUCUCUCAUGUAGGUUUUCAGUACAAAAAUCUGAAAUGCGUGUUUCGUAAUGCUUAGUCCUGUGUUUUUGCACAAGAGAUGCUGCUGAGAGGACUUGAACGAGGGUACAGGGUUAACGUCCUACUGUGAUAGUGUUGAGUGGGUGAGGGAAUAAGAUAUUGUAAUCGUUUAGCUACAUCCCAGGGUGGUAUGAUGGGCUCCGCCUUGCUUUGUGCAGUCAUAACUUUGUACUGUAACCUGAAGACAGCUAAAAUGUGUGUUUUGCUUUAAUGAAUACAGAGUGUUUUAGACUCACUGUAAGCUAGUAUGUGCCUUCUGCUUGUUUGUCACAUUGCUGAUUUUUAUUUUUGAUUUUAUGUUGUCAUUGGUAAGCUCUUAAUUCAGCAGUUCUAUUGCUUUCUGUCCACUAGGGUUGGGCUCAAUUCGAAUUGGAGGCUGUUAAUUCAGGAAGUGAUUUGAAUUUAAAAUUCAGAAAUGUACUUAUUUUUUUCUCGAAAUAUAUAACUUUUACUUUUCAGUUUAUUGAGAAGUCAUUGAAAAUAAAUGCAUUUUUUUUUUCAGAUUAUUGCGUUGUAGUUUUUGUUUACUUCCUUCCUGUUUACUUCCUGAAUUGACUGCCUUAUGUUCGAAUUGAGCCCAACCCUGCUGUCCAUACGUUUUCCUUAUCCCUGUCAGACUUCAUGAAAGCCACUUGUUUAACCUUUUUUAAAUGUGCUUCUUUUUUUUGGGGGGGGGGGUGAAAUAGCGAGAUAUGUCAGAGCUUUACGACUGUUUGUGCAAAAUAAUAAGUGCGUUGAUGUACAGUAUGAAGCUGAAGCUUUUGUAGUGACGUCAACUCAUUAGGUGGACGGCAUCUCCUCUCUAUCAAUGAAAAUUGCUACACUUAAUGAUUAUCUGUGUUGCUGGUAUAUGGACUAACCUUCUGUAACAGUGGUGUAGUAAUAUGUUCAAGUCUCAGGGAUAUCACACUGCACUCUGUCAUGCCUCUCCAGCUGUAGAUGGGCUUGGAGAAUAUACAUGGCCACCAUCUGCUUUCAAUGCCCAGUAUGUCUCAGUGGUUUAUCCAGUGGUUUGCCUCAGUGAAAUGUCGACCACAAGGAAAUGUGAAUUAUCUAGGCUCCCUACAGAUGGCAAAGAUUCCCUAUGGUUGUGGGUGUAAAGUGAAAGUUACUGAUGUAAGGAAGUGUAUAUUUUAUAGCAGAAAUAUUUGCUAGAUUGCUGAAUAGAAAUUGUACAAUUUUAAAUGUAAUCUUAAUAGUCGCUAUUAUUUAAAAAGAAAGUGGGACAUUUCCUAGCAAUAAUGUGUACAGGUCCUUCCAUCUUAAUGCUGCCCCAAUAAACCAACACUUGUACUACUUUUCAAAAUAAAAUGUCAACCU
Molecule: messenger RNA, 7180 nt
Organism: Oncorhynchus masou masou (cherry salmon)
Lineage: Eukaryota; Metazoa; Chordata; Actinopteri; Salmoniformes; Salmonidae
Product: ubiquitin carboxyl-terminal hydrolase 19-like
Exons: 25
Coding region: 548-5215 (1555 amino acids)
Biological process (GO): protein deubiquitination
Molecular function (GO): cysteine-type deubiquitinase activity
Source: RefSeq, a predicted model, not a curated record